AUGCCAUACAUGUUUAGACCCAAGCAUCAGAAACUGAUUCUUCAGUGCUACCCUCCCAAAAAACUUUCAGUUAGUGGGGAGUCGAUGCCCAACAAAUCAAAGCUUUCAUAUCUUGUUUAUUAUGCAUCUACGAGGAGAACAAAGCUCGAAAAGGUGUCCAGUUUCCUUUAUAAGAAGACACAGUCGGAUGUGUCCAGGGGAAGACUCACCAAUCUUAAAGUCACCUUGUACAUUUUGAUGGAGCUCGUUGACAAAUGCUCGGAUGAUCUUGGUAUGUUUGCCAUGAGUGUGGCCCAGAUCCUUGAGAUGGUUCUUCUUUUGGAAGAUUUGAGUACGUGUCAGCUUGCGCUCAAGUUGUACAUGAAGUUUUGCGAAAAAUUGGCCCCCAUCGAGUGGCAGACGUUUUCCUCCAACCAUGUUCUUCUGAAGAAAUUUAUUCAUGUUUCGUGUAUUUUGUUGAACUUUGGAUGGACCGGCCAGGAAAAGCCUCCUAAAGCUGGCCGUACAAGGCAGGAUGAUUCCACAUAUAAUUCUGCGUUUCAUGAUGACUGGCUCCGCAUCUCAUUGCUGACUGCUGGAUGCAUUGCCGAAUACGUAAACACGCCGUUCUCAAUCCUGAAAAGUGCAAAUCUAGUUGAGAAGUCGAUACACUUGAUUCUCCAGACUUUUGACGAGAGGGCUUCUUUACUUGAGGCGUUGUCGAGAUCUCUCACAAAUAGCAGUGUGAUGAGUUCUUUGGAAGGUGACAAGAAGCAGAACAGUGAAGGUGAUGAAGAGGGCAGUGAAGGACACAAAGAAUUCUCUCUAGGAAACGACGAUGGCAAGGAUGAAGAUGCAAAUCUUGAGACGUUGGCCUUGAACUCGUUGAAAACGUUCUUUAGCACCAGUAGCAAGCACCAGGUGGACACGUGCACGAAAUCAGUCAUCAGCUAUGCACUCAAGUACGGAGCAGACGUGCAGUGGGUGAACAAGUUGAUGAUCCUGUGUGCCAAGAAGACGCACAUCGAGCUCCGGUAUCGCAUAAUUUCAACGUUGAUGGUUCAGCUUAACUCAUCAAACCGUAGUCGUGGAUUCCGGAUGUUCCUCUGCGACUUAAUCUCGAAUAUCCUCUCUUCCCAGGACGUGAACCUGGUGGGUUUGCCUGUCCGCGAUGUUUUGAACAGCAUGCUCACGAACCAGAGGAGUCUCGUGUGUGAGAAAAGUUCGAUCGAGCCGGAGCAGAGUGCAAAAACGGGCUCUGGUGAACAGGAUGCGACGAAAAUGGCACAAACCCCAUCGCAGAACUCCCGGAUGUCGUAUGCGACAAGAAAGGAGUUGCAGGAGGCAUUUUUGGACGUGAUCUCGAGUCUUGGAAGGCACAUCUACUACAACACGCAGAUCAACGACAUGGUGGUAGAAAUCAUGUCGUAUUACUACAACUUUGUGAAGUCAGUGUCGGACUCGGAAGUUGCCGUCACUGAGGACGAGUUUGUGUCGAUCACCAAACUCAUGAUUUGCGAUGUGGAAAGUAUCCACGACACGUGUGGAGGAGACAGCUACCUGAUGUACAAGCGGGUGCCCUACAGAUUGAACAUUAUGAACCAUCUCCUCUACACUUUGAGUCUCUUGCAAAGCAUUGACGGCUCCAUACUCAAGCGGGAGACCUCCGAGCAAGUUCAGCAGGCCUGGAUGCACGUUCUAGAGAAAUCGUGCCAGUCUGAGGUCGAUGGUGACCACCCCAGCAGCCCCAAUGUCGACCUUUGCAUCACCAACAACUUGGAAAAUCCAAUAUGCCUCUUCCUCGACUUGGUCCCGCGAAUGGCUCAAACCAGCAUGUCCAACAGCCAGUUCAUGCUCCAGGUUUGGGAGACCACUGAGGCGAUGCUCGAGCAUCUCAAGAUCAACUUCUUCAUCAACUUCCUCAAAUUUAGCGGCUCCUGGUUGGGCAAAGACCCCGGCACUUUCGAGUACAACUACGCGCUUAUGAUUCUCUACAAAGGCGGUCCUGUGGUUGGUUGUGAAGCCCUCCCACGGUACGUGCAACCCUUCUUGGAUGCUUUGCAACGGUCUGCAAAGCUUCAAGGCUUCUUCAGCUACUUGCCUGCUGAAGCUUCCGACUGUGACGACCCACCAAGUGCAGUCGACAAGACUAAACUCAUUACGAUAUACAGAGAAACACCUUCGAUUCUCAGAUGGCUUGCCUUCACAGGCAUCACAUCCACAUCCUACGACGAUUCGGAGACCCCCAUUGUUUCGCAGGCUCCCCCAAUCAGAGGUCCUCUUGCUAAAGCCCUAACAGGUGCAUCUUUAAGGUUGGCAAGCACGUACAGUGCCACGUCGUUAAUUCCGGCCUUAACUCCGCCCGGCACCCGGUCUCGGGACGGCUCCAUUUUAGACAUCUCCACCAUCAGUCCGUCCAUUGCACAGUCUUUCAGCUCUGUGCGUACCCGCACCAGCCUCCGGGAUUUGCUAUCUAUCACAAGUGGCAUGAGUGCUCCUGGGAUCACCUUCAAUGAUUCGGAUGUCUCUUCCUUAAACAGUGCUUCUGCCUCUGUUACUACAGCAGAGGCUGACGGGAGUAAUUCGGCCGCGGUAGGAAAAACAACAACCACAAAAACAGCAAAGGCAAAAACUACAUCGCCACCUCCUCCACAGCCUUUGAGCAAUUCAACGCCAAACGGUGCCUUUGCCAGCAGUAACGAUGCCAAUGGAAAAAUGCAGAAACCAUUCUCAUCCAAGCAUCAGCACCUACCGAGAAAGAAAAGCGGGUUGGCCUACUGCAUUUCGAACUUGAACUUGUCCGACUCCGAUGAUGACUCCAGCAUCAAGGCCAACGAUGACUCUCAAAAGAGCACCUCAAAGAGCAUAAUCGUGGAAGAGGCCUGA
Molecule: messenger RNA, 2865 nt
Organism: Brettanomyces bruxellensis
Lineage: Eukaryota; Fungi; Ascomycota; Pichiomycetes; Pichiales; Pichiaceae
Exons: 1
Coding region: 1-2865 (954 amino acids)
Biological process (GO): protein localization to plasma membrane
Cellular component (GO): plasma membrane
Source: RefSeq, a predicted model, not a curated record